Molecule: messenger RNA, 2864 nt
Organism: Helicoverpa zea (corn earworm)
Lineage: Eukaryota; Metazoa; Arthropoda; Insecta; Lepidoptera; Noctuidae
Product: neuronal PAS domain-containing protein 4A-like
Exons: 11
Coding region: 280-1917 (545 amino acids)
Biological process (GO): regulation of transcription by RNA polymerase II
Molecular function (GO): RNA polymerase II transcription regulatory region sequence-specific DNA binding; DNA-binding transcription factor activity, RNA polymerase II-specific; protein dimerization activity
Source: RefSeq, a predicted model, not a curated record
UUUUAUUAGUGGUUUAUGAAAAUUCGUGUGUUAUGGACGGCUGUUGAAUAAUGCUAGACACGUGCGGUUUAUUGUUAUUUUUAUUGUCACAAUUAAUAUUAAUUUUGUGAAGUAAAGUGUGAAGGGUUGUUUUUAUUAAGUUAUCAUUAGAACUUCAACGUUCGAGCUGUGUGGUCGUGUUUAUUAUUUUAUUUUUAUUAUUUCUUAAAAUGAAUUGAUUUAUUGUGCUUCGAGGUGUUUAAUUAGUUUUGUUUGGAGAUUUUAUUUUAAACAAUCAAGAUGUUUUUAAGAUUCGAGCCAACAAAAUCAACGAAAGGCGCAAGCAAGAUGCGUCGAGACCUCAUCAACGCAGAGAUCUCCAACCUUCGGGACCUGCUGCCCCUCCCCCCCUCCACCCGGCAGAGGCUCUCGCAGCUGCAGCUCAUGGCUCUCGUCUGUGUCUACGUGAGGAAGAUGAACUACUUCCAACAAGUGUUCAAAAGUCACGACUUCAGCUAUCAGUAUCAAGAACAACCGACGCCCACGCCUAAUAUCGGAUUUUCUAAGGCUAUGAACGGUUUUAUGAUGAUGAUGACACAGAACGGAAAAUUGUUGUACAUAUCGGAGAACGCGGCGGAGUACUUAGGACAUUCAAUGGAGGACCUUCUAAUACAUGGAGACAGUGUAUACGACAUAAUAGAUAGACAAGACCACCAGACAGUUCAAAUGGAACUCAACAGAGGAGGAAACGGAGAGACUGAAAAUGUACCAAAGAAUAGGCAUUUCUUCUGUAGAAUGAAUGUGUCUAGAAACGCUAGAAGACAAAUGAGGUUCGGUGACCAAAAAGUAGUUCUCGUUCGGGGGCACUACGUGUCGUACCUGCCGCUGUGCAGCCGCAACGAGCCAGUAUUCCUGGCGGUGUGCACGCCGCUGGCCAUGCCCGAGACGCGCGAGUGCGUCGUGCACGGCGCCACCAACGUCUUCACCACCGUGCACGCCAUGGACAUGAAGAUACUGCAUAUUGAUGCCAACGGCGAAUGGUACUUAGGAUGGAAGAAAUCUGAGUUAGCUGACGUUUCGUGGUACCAACUUAUACAUUGGGAUAGUUUACGAGAAGCACAAAGUAAACAUAGAUUAGUAACGCAAUCGGAGCAGGACAAAUGUUGCAUAUUGCUAGUGAAGUUGCAACAACGCAGCGGUCAGUUUCUAUGGGUGCAUACGGUCUUACAAGUCAAAGAUGCCACGGAUACACCAAGACAGUUUAUCGUUGCUACUAAUCAGAUUUUAAGCGAAGAAGAAGCCACAAUAAUGCUCGCCAACUCCUGGCUGUACCAAUACUACGGUUACCAGAACCAGCCAUGCGGCAUGCUGGACCCUCGCUGCCAGAAGUUCUUCCGACGAGAUCAGUAUUACCAGGAGUAUCAAGAAUAUCCUUAUGUGGAGAACCAGGAGAUGGAGUACUCUGGGUACCACGUGUCGUCGUAUGUACAGCCGAAGCCAGUUGAGGAGUAUAGUGGCUGUGAGCGAGUGUACACGGAUCGGGGUCCCGUUGAUUAUUCUACGCAUUCGCCUCAGUCUACUAUUAGCGAAGAAAGGUCUCCCCACCACUAUGACCCGCCACCAGACAUAGUUGUGAACAGCAAUAUGUACAUGUACCCGCACCCCGGGAAGAGAGAGUAUUACGAGCAGUACCCCAGGGUCAACUACCAUGUACAGGAGCCCUGUUCUAGUACUGUUGUUGAAGGUAUGGAAUACCCAAGUUCAAAGCGAAUGCGGCUAGCCCCACCUCCCCUCACGCUAGAGGAAACCGACGGCAUGGACCGAUGGAACCCCAGCCCACCCUGGUCGGAUACCACGCUCAAAAUACCCGACUACACCCAACGGUUUACCUACAAUCAUAUGGUACCGAUGCCCCCUGAAAGAGCUAUGGUCACUUAAGAUUAAGUGUAAGUUAUAAUAAGUACUAAAGUUACGUAUGUUUCAUGAUUUGAAAAUAGAAUUUCUUGGGAAAUGAAUCGAUUGAUUUUCUUUUGUUUUCGGUAUUAGAUUGUGACAGCGCUUUUACACCAGCAGGUUUUUUUACGGACACAUUCUGAGCGUCAAAAAACCUGUCGAAUGAACGUUAUAUCUAGUUUCAAUGUCCGUAGAUACGAUCUGCUCGUAAAACCGAGCAGAAAAUCUGCUAGUGUGAAAGAGCUGUAAGUCGAUCGAGAUAAUAUAAUAUAUUGAUGUGUCUACCAAUUGAAGUGUGAGAUUGUGUUUUGUUAAAAUAAUGGCUUGAUAUUUUCAUUGAUAUAUGAAAAUUAAAUUAUCAUCACUGUUCUGAAUUCAUUUCAUUUUAAAUGUAGGGAAAUAAAUCCGUCCUAAAUGUGAAUUAUUAAACAAUACAUUUUUUUUAACUUGAAAAUAUAAUAAAAUUAUGUAUUUUCGUGUUGCAUAUUGCAACUAACUAUUAGAUGUAGUAACUUCUUCUUCCUAUUUCGAUGCAUUUAAAAUUUUGUUUAGAUAUUUCAUUCGAAUUAUGGUUUAAGCUCAAAUGUUAUGCCUUAUCUUAAGUUGGUGGCCCAUACUUGGUUCACAAAAAUUUUGAAAAAAAUCGUGGUGGAAAUUCAAAUAUUUUUGGUACUUUAGCCAACUUAAGAUAAAGAUAAUAUUAUAACAGUAUUUUAUUUCGUAAGUUAAUGUAUAGCGUAGAACAUAAGUAUUGGAAUAUGGUUCCGUCCAAAUAUUUUUGCAUUCCAAAGGAAUAGUUAAGUUUAUAUUUCGAUGUAAAUAUUUUCUUUAUAAUAAUAGUGGCAUUUAUGUAAAUAUUAAGUUUAUUUUAUUGCAAUUGUCUUUAAGAAGAAAUAAGAGAAAAAAAGUUAAAUAAAAAAUGAUAAGUUACA